AGACGAGUUUAUUGACCGCCGCCGCGAGAAUUACGUGCGAAGUUGAGUGUGAGCGUCUCAAUUCUCAACUCUUUAAUUGAUUGUGCUUGCUUUGCGUCUACUGUCUCAAGAUGGCUGUCAACAUCCAGGCGGCUGUGGCCAGGAAUGUCUUGGAGGUAUCCAAAGUGAUUGAAGAGCAAAUAGAUGCGGAGAUUGAGAAACUCGACAAAAUGGCCGAUGAGGACCUUGAAGGUCUGCGCCAAAAGCGCCUGGACGCCAUGAAGAAGUACGAGAAGAAGAAGCGCGAGUGGCUCGAGAAGGGCCACGGCGAGUACACUGAGCUGACAUCCGAGCCCGAGUUCUUUGAGGCGUGCAAGGGCAGCGAAGACGUGGUGGUCCACUUCUUUCGCGAGAGCACCUUCCGCUGCAAGAUAGUCGACAAGCACCUGGCCAUCCUCGCUCAGAAACACGUCGAGACACGGUUUUGCAAAAUCAGCGUUGACAAGGCUCCAUUCCUGUGCGAUCGCAUGAAGAUUCGGGUGCUCCCCACCAUUGUGCUUUUCAAGGACUUCAAGUCGAAGGACUUCAUUGUCGGCUUUGACGACCUCGGCGGUGUCGACGACUUCAGCACCGACAUGCUGGAGUGGCGCAUAGCUCGUGCCCGGGUCAUCCGAUACUCUGGGGACCUGAGCGUUCCGCCAACAGAGGCCACAAAGGAACGCAGGCCAAUGUUUACUGUUGAGCGGAAGACUAUCCGCGGAACGCCUGGAGACAACAGUGAUGAUGAUGACUGAUAAAUUCACAACAGUCCUUGGCAUACGAGAAAAAAAAGAGAGAGAAACAUGGGCUGGGCUCAUGGUUUUGUAGGUCAGGCUUUCUCAUGCAUUAGGUUAUUUAUGCGAGCUUCUCAAGAACAAGGGUUGGCUGAGGGGCAACAGCAGUUUUGUACAUUUUUUUAUCCAAUUCGUAUUUAUAAUUUCUGCUCGAAUGAGCCCUUUGCGUCACAUAGUGAACUGUUAUGAACGCGGAACCAGCCCAUCGUAUCUUACGCAGCAGGUGUCCUAGAGAGGUCUCCGGAAUACACAAACAGAAGUAGUGGUGGAAUGGCGGUAAAAUUACGUUGUUUGUUGCUUUGUUCAUGCACCGCCGCUCUUGCAAUGCGCUAUAACUAAGUUUUUUUUUUGCAUUUGACAGAUCGCACUGGACCACAAAAAGGUGUAAUUUUUAAGUUGUUACCAGUGUUGUUCACGCUCGCGUUUCUGGCGACCGUUUCGUACGGUUCUUAAACUGUUUUUAGACAUUUUUGCAUCGUUGUUUGAGGUAUAAUGUCAUGAUUUUAUGUUAUUGCGAUCGUCGACAACACCGGCAAUCGCACUGAAAUAAAGUGAAUGGAUAUUACAAACCAGCUUUUGAUGUGGGUUGCUCCCCAUACACACACACACACACCUGAAAAAAAGUAUUUUCUCAAGGACAAAAAUGUGGGAAGGGGAGGGGGUCCAUUAUAUGUACAAUUAAAUGCAGUAACAAGUCUAGGCUGCAACGAAGGCCCAUUACAAGUUUGCCAUGCCGUCCAAGCACUACAUCAUGUUCACUAUGUUUCAGUUAUGGGGUCAUCUAUAACAUUUGGUGCGCUACCAAAGUUAAUAUUAUAGAUGCAUAUGCUUCAACCUCGUUAUAAAGAAGUCGCAUCCUACACAAGAAUACCAUUGUUAUAUUCAAUAUUCAUUUAGGCAUACACAACAAUAUCGGUAAAAAAAAAAUAGAACGACUACACGAAGGAAACACAAGUGCAACGAAUAGUUGGCAGUUGCAUCAUGCGUAACAGCGGAUAUCCUUGCGAAAAUUCUCGAACGAACUUCCUCUGAUGUUGUUCUAUGAAUGCAGGAGUGCAGUGUCCAUCUUGUGCUGCAUAUGAGCAGAUGGCAGAAUGCCAUUACCGUCAUCUAUUUAUCUCGCUAUCUAUUUCCAUAGUGUUUUCACACUUCCUUUGUAAUUGUACAACUUAUUUUACAAUGUGCAUGUUCUUGUCUGUUUGUUUCUUUUUUUCUACCAAAAUAAAGCUGCCUUCAUGGGGAGCAUACUAUA
Molecule: messenger RNA, 2064 nt
Organism: Dermacentor andersoni
Lineage: Eukaryota; Metazoa; Arthropoda; Arachnida; Ixodida; Ixodidae
Product: thioredoxin domain-containing protein 9
Source: RefSeq, a predicted model, not a curated record